AUGGCGAUGCAAGCGGCCAAGAGAGCGAACAUUCGACUUCCACCUGAAGUAAAUCGGAUUUUGUAUAUAAGAAAUUUGCCUUACAAAAUCACAGCUGAAGAAAUGUAUGAUAUAUUUGGGAAAUACGGACCUAUUCGUCAAAUCAGAGUGGGGAACACACCCGAAACUAGAGGAACAGCCUAUGUGGUCUAUGAGGACAUCUUUGAUGCCAAGAACGCGUGUGAUCACCUGUCCGGAUUCAACGUUUGUAACAGAUACCUCGUGGUUUUGUACUAUAAUGCCAACAGGGCAUUUCAGAAGAUGGACACAAAGAAGAAGGAAGAACAGUUGAAACUUCUCAAGGAAAAAUAUGGCAUCAAUACGGAUCCACCAAAGUAA
Molecule: messenger RNA, 378 nt
Organism: Pipistrellus nathusii (Nathusius's pipistrelle)
Lineage: Eukaryota; Metazoa; Chordata; Mammalia; Chiroptera; Vespertilionidae
Source: the annotation of a GenBank genome assembly